This is a messenger RNA of Salmo salar (Atlantic salmon), 1333 nucleotides long. RefSeq names its product transmembrane protein 41B-like. NCBI's taxonomy places the organism in Eukaryota, Metazoa, Chordata, Actinopteri, Salmoniformes, Salmonidae. Gene Ontology annotation, biological process: autophagosome assembly. The record is from RefSeq and is a predicted model, not a curated record. Gene Ontology annotation, cellular component: endoplasmic reticulum membrane.
AGAAACAAACUCAGAAAAGGUGAAAGGUUGUGGGAAUGUGUCAAUUUGCUGGUCGCCGGUUGGUAAAGCGGUUUCUUGUCCCUUACUUUCAAGUUUGACAGAAGCCCGGUGUAUUAUACCCAGGUCGGUGUAGCUAGAUCGAUAUCUUAAUUUAAUAAGCGGACAUGGCCAAGAAACGAAGAGAAAGACGAGAGGCCGAUAGUGUUUCGUUAGUAACGUUACACGAAGAACCGAAGACAAAAUGUAACGAGGCACAAACCCUCAAAGAGACUCAAUACACUGGAGGGGGCUCAGCUCGCAUGUCUCUCCUCAUCCUGCUGUCUGUCUUCACCUGCGCUGCUUCUGUCAUGUACCUAGUGUACAGGAAUUUCCCAGAGCUUAACAAUGAUGAGAUGGCUAUUAUUAAAAUCCCCAAAGAUAUGGAUGAUGCUAAAGCCUUGGGCACUGUACUUUCCAAAUAUAAGGACACCUACUACACCCAAGUGUUAGUAGCCUACUUUACCACCUAUAUCUUCCUCCAGACAUUUGCGAUCCCUGGAUCCAUCUUCCUCAGUAUCCUGUCUGGCUAUCUCUACCCCUUCCCCCUGGCUCUUUUCCUUGUCUGCCUGUGCUCUGGCCUGGGGGCUUCCUUCUGCUACAUGCUGUCUUAUCUAGUGGGGCGACCAGUGGUCUACAGAUACCUGACAGAGAGAGCCCAGAAAUGGUCCCAGCAGGUAGACAAGCACAGAGAUCAUCUCAUCAAUUACAUCAUAUUUCUGAGGAUCACUCCCUUUCUCCCCAACUGGUUCAUUAACAUCACCUCACCCGUCAUCAACGUGCCUUUGGGGGUCUUCUUCCUUGGUACUUUCUUUGGAGUGGCCCCACCGUCCUUCGUGGCGAUCAACGCUGGUACAACUCUGUAUAAACUGACGACAGCUGGGGAGGCAGUGUCUUGGAACUCUCUGAUUGUGCUAGGUGUCCUGGCUGUACUCUCUAUCCUGCCUGUCUGCUUCCAGAAGAAACUGCAGCAGAAGAUGGAGUAGGCACUAGGCAACUCAUCUGCCUGCCUGAUCCCCCAGCCCGUCCCUUGGCUCAGGAAUGGUACACCCCGCUGUCACUCACAUAGUCCUGCCUGUUGCUGUCCCUCACACCUGCUGAGGUUGCUGUGGAAACAUUGCCCGUUGACACAACCCUGACUCCUGUGACCAAAACAUGUGGUUGUGGCCACCUCAACUUUGUGCUCUACAAAGGACUAACUGGCCUCUGCUCAUCCUUGGGUUUGUUCUCCCAUAUUUGUUAAAUGUUGCUUGCCUGUAAAUUUAAGAUUUUAAGAAAGGAUACAGAAAACAUCAGG